Messenger RNA from Pseudogymnoascus verrucosus, 246 nucleotides. RefSeq lists its product as uncharacterized. Bases 1 to 246 code for a protein of 81 amino acids. NCBI's taxonomy places the organism in Eukaryota, Fungi, Ascomycota, Leotiomycetes, Thelebolales, Thelebolaceae. The transcript has 3 exons. Gene Ontology annotation, molecular function: protein binding. The record is from RefSeq and is a predicted model, not a curated record.
AUGGCCGAAGCUCCGUCGGCGAGGGAGAAAUCAAGACGAGCAUUUGACAGCUUAUUUAACAAUGAGAAGUUCUCCGAUGUGAAGUUGUUAAUCGGCGAGUCGAAGACAGCAUUCCCUGCACAUCGAGUAGUCUUGGGGAUACGUAGCUCAUACUUUGACGAUGCACUACAGAGCGAAUUCAAGGAAGCUCACACCACUGAAUUUAUAUUCGAGAAGGACAGCCCGCAUGCUCUCUGGAGACUCUGA